AUGGAUGUUUCCGGGUGCGAGUCCCUUCAGAAAGUGAAAGCAAAGGAACCAAAAAGGAUUGGUCAUGAAAACGGCAUGGUUUUGGUGAAGAAAGAAGAAGAAGAAGAUGAUGAUGAAGAUGAUGAGGAGUGGGUUCCACAACCGUUCGUGAAGAAGAUAUUGAAAAUGGUGGAAGAUGAGAGCUUGGACCCAAUUGUGUCGUGGGGUGAAGGGCGUUGCAGUUUCGUGGUGUGGGAUUCUGCUAAGUUCAGCAAAACCAUUCUUCCACACUACUUCAAGCACAGUAACUUCUCCAGCUUCCUUCGCCAACUCAACAACUAUGGGUUUAAGAAGGUUAAUCCAAGGCGUUGGGAGUUUGCACGCGAAGGUUUUGAAGCAGGAAAAAGGCAUUUACUGAAAAGUAUCGUGAGAAGAGGAAGAAAGAAACGACUUCAAGGUGAAGUUGAGGAGCUGAAGAAGGAGAAGAACAAGUUAGCACUGGAGAUUCUGAAGCUCACACAGCGGCUUAAGAAUUCACAGGUUCAACUUAACAGUGUUGAGGAACGGCUUCGGUAUGUUGAGUUGAAGCAGUAUCAGACGUUGGAUUUUCUGACCAGAAUGGUUCAAGUGCCUGGUUUUGUCGAGCGAUUGGUUCACAAGGUGCAGCAGAAAGAUGGAGCAGACAUGGUGAAGAGAUGCAGAUUUUUGGGACCUCAGUACCAUAAGGGCACAAACAAUAGCUCAAACUUUGGUUAUUAUAGACAGGAAGGUUGUGAACAACAUGGUAUCUUGUCGGAGACUACGAACACAGGACAUGGUUAUGAUACUGUGUUAGAAGAAUUACUGAGUGAGAGUUUUGAUGAGGAUGUAAAUGUAAAUGUGAAUGAGUCGAGUAUAUAUCUUGAGUUGGAGAGUUUGGUUGGAUCCACAAGUGAUUGA
Molecule: messenger RNA, 918 nt
Organism: Vigna unguiculata (cowpea)
Lineage: Eukaryota; Viridiplantae; Streptophyta; Magnoliopsida; Fabales; Fabaceae
Product: heat stress transcription factor A-9-like
Biological process (GO): regulation of transcription by RNA polymerase II; cellular response to heat
Cellular component (GO): nucleus
Molecular function (GO): RNA polymerase II cis-regulatory region sequence-specific DNA binding; DNA-binding transcription factor activity
Source: RefSeq, a predicted model, not a curated record